Bubalus bubalis (water buffalo) is the source of this 1489-nucleotide messenger RNA. It is a transcript of the gene NQO2, whose product is annotated as N-ribosyldihydronicotinamide:quinone reductase 2. The record is from RefSeq and is a predicted model, not a curated record. Gene Ontology annotation, molecular function: NAD(P)H dehydrogenase (quinone) activity. The transcript has 8 exons. NCBI's taxonomy places the organism in Eukaryota, Metazoa, Chordata, Mammalia, Artiodactyla, Bovidae. Gene Ontology annotation, cellular component: cytosol. The coding region runs from base 439 to 1134 and encodes 231 amino acids.
GCCCCUGCGGCCGAGCCCCCGCGUCCAGCCCAGAGGAGAGCGUCUGCAUUGUCCGCUCGCGACGCUUGCGACUGCGUAGUCCGCGAGGCCGGAUCGUGGCGUGGACGCCGGACGUUCUCCCAGAGGGAAGUCUCGUCCUGCCGGUCGUCUCGGGCGUUUUGGCCGAGGGCACCCUCUCCACGGAAGGAGACGGCUCUCCCUGCUGUGGCCCAAGGUCAGUGGGGGUGUGCUGGGCAAGUGGCCUGCUUCUUGGGAAAAUUGGACCCCACGAGGAGUCAGAACUCCAAGGCCUCCAGCGGCCUGGCAGGUGGCGUGACCAGGUCAUUGGCAUCACUGAGCGUGACCGUGCCUGAGAGCUCAGGGCCCCUGCACCCAGGACUCACAGCACACUCUCCUCUCAGCAGGAUUCAGACAGAAAAAUACCCAUCUUCCUGGGACAUGGCAGGGAAGAAAGUGCUCAUUGUCUACGCACACCAAGAGCCCAGGUCUUUGAACGGGUCCCUGAAGGAUGUGGCGGUGGCUGAACUGGGCCGGCAGGGCUGCAGCGUCACCGUUUCAGACCUCUAUGCCAUGAACUUUGAGCCCAGGGCCACAGGGAAGGAUAUCACUGGCACCCUCUCCAACCCUGGCUUCUUCAACUACGGCGUGGAGACCCACGAGGCCUACAAGAAGCAGUCUCUGAGCAGCGACAUCAUUGAGGAGCAGAAGAAGCUUCAGGAGGCCGACCUGGUGAUAUUCCAGUUCCCGCUGUACUGGUUCAGUGUGCCUGCCGUGCUGAAGGGCUGGAUGGACAGGGUGCUCUGCCAGGGCUUUGCCUUCGACUUCCCCGGCUCCUACGAUGACGGCUUCCUCAAAGGUAAGCUGGCCAUCCUGUCCUUAACCACAGGCGGCACGGCCAGCAUGUUCUCCAAGACUGGGGUCAACGGAGACUUCCGGUACUUCCUGUGGCCCCUCCAGCACGGCACGCUGCACUUCUGCGGAUUUAAAGUCCUUGCCCCUCAGAUCAGUUUUGGUCCUGAAAUGGCAUCUGAAGAAGAAAGAAAGAGGAUGGUGGCCUCCUGGGCGCAGAGGCUGAAGACCCUCUGGGAGGAGGAGCCCAUCCAGUGCUCGCCCCCGUGGUACUUUGGGCAGUGACGGAGGCCACACCACACUGCGGGGGCCACACGGGAGGUGUGACACGUGUAAUGCCACGCAGGCGCAUGUAAUAAAGGAUGUCACGACAGCCAGGGUGUGACUAGGUCUCCAGGGUCCUGCGGGCUGGCUCCCAUCCCCCAUUGGCUGUCCCAGAUUCUCUGCUUAGGGGUGGCAGGUCCUUCUCCCAGGCUUGCUUUUUGUUUCUAAUAUCUUUCCUUCUCCUUUAUUCAGCCUUCGCAGGUAGUGUUUGUCUGUAGUUUUGGCACGAAACUGGAUUUGUUAGAUAUUUGUUUUAUUCUGCAACUCGACUUGAAUUUCUGUUUUUCAGAGGAAAAUGUAAUCUGUUCACAGCUUG